Messenger RNA from Physella acuta, 666 nucleotides. RefSeq lists its product as uncharacterized. NCBI's taxonomy places the organism in Eukaryota, Metazoa, Mollusca, Gastropoda, Physidae. The record is from RefSeq and is a predicted model, not a curated record. Gene Ontology annotation, molecular function: protein binding.
UUCGAUAAGAAUAUGGUUUUCCCAAACAACACGUAAUAGCUAAUUUUAUCUAGUCUAUAUUAACAUAAAGCAGCAUCAAGAUUUCAAUCUCAUUUUUUCUUAAAUCUUGACCAUUUCGCGUCAGAUAGAAUAUGGAUGCUGGAAGUACAGAUAGUGGUGUUCAAAACACCGACAGUAUGAGCACCAGAGCAGAAUCCAGCGUGUCAACUCUUGUAGAGCCACGCCCUGGCCAGGGGCGUCCGUCGCUGGACAGUGGUGUCAGAUCAGGUCACAGCACUACUCGGGGUCACAGUGCCCUGCCCGGACUUGCGAGCGCUGCUAUGGGCGGGGCAGAGAGAACCAAAGAGUGGAUCCGAACAAGCAAUUUUGAGGUUCAAGUUCAGGAUUUGGAAGGAAAUAAGUUUACCGUAGAAACCAAUUCAGAAGAAAAAGUAGAAGUAUUUCGUAAAAAGGUGGCACAGAGAACGGGUACUGCAGUCAACAACAUCACGACGAAAGAAGGGAAAACUCUGGAGAAUGGUACCAAGAUGGGGUACAACGGAAUCAAACGUGGUCAGCUGCUGUAUUGCAGUCACCUUAGUGUAGGUGGGUAACAUGGACCUCAGUAGGAAGUUACCCACGUGUGAACGAUGAUGCUUGAUUUUAUAAAUAAAAUUUUCCACACCA